Molecule: messenger RNA, 3487 nt
Organism: Cannabis sativa
Lineage: Eukaryota; Viridiplantae; Streptophyta; Magnoliopsida; Rosales; Cannabaceae
Product: protein SLOW WALKER 2
Exons: 16
Coding region: 106-3219 (1037 amino acids)
Cellular component (GO): nucleus
Source: RefSeq, a predicted model, not a curated record
AAGAACGUAGUCAGGACUCAGGAGGGUUUUGGCCAGAACCUCCUUCAACAGCCCGCGCGUAACUCUUUCCUUUCCUGUUCGGAGCCGGAGCUUCUCCCAUGCACAAUGGCGCUCUCAGAUUCAACGAAUCAGUCGAACAAACCCGAAGAUUUGGACCUUCUCAAGUCUGAUAUAGCUUCUUUCGCUUCCUCACUCGGUCUCUCGUCCUCAGUUCCUUCUUCCCAGUCGGGCUUCAACGAUGCCGAUUUUCGCAAAACUGGUCGUCUCCAGACUAAUAAGCUUCAUAAGAAGGAGAAACAAGCUCCUACUGCGAAAUCGACGAACACCCAGAAGCCACCGCACCAGAAUUUAAAACCUAAUGAAAAGCCCAAGCCUAAACCCCCUGUUCUCUCACUUGAGGAGGACAGCAAUGUCAAGCCUUUGGGAUUUGAGAGAUUCAAGAACAUGCCUAAGCUGCCAUUGAUGAAAGCUAGUGGGCUUGGAGUAUGGUAUAUGGAUGCGGAGGAAUUGGAAUUGAAAGUGAUCGGGAAGGGGACGAAAGUGGAAGUGAGGAACGUGGAGGACUGGAAGAAAGUAGUUGAGAAAAAGAGAGAGCUUGCAGAGAGAUUGAUGGCCCAAUACGUUAAAGAUUACGAGUCUUCAAGAGGGCAGAGUGGGGAUAUUAAGAUGCUAAUUGCCACGCAGAGGUCAGGGACUGCGACUGAUAAGGUUUCCGCAUUCUCAGUUCUGGUUGGGGACAACCCCAUGGCGAAUUUGAGGUCCAUUGAUGCUCUUCUGGGAAUGGUAACAUCAAAAGUGGGGAAACGGCACGCAAUAACAGGGUUCGAAGCACUGAAAGAAUUAUUUGUUUCAAGUUUAUUGCCUGAUCGAAAGCUUAAGAAUCUGUUACAGCGGCCAUUGAAUCAUGUACCUGAGACUAAAGAUGGUAACUCCCUCUUACUAUUUUGGUAUUGGGAAGAAUGUUUGAAACAAAGGUAUGAACGUUUUGUUUUUGCCCUAGAAGAAGCAUCAAGAGAUAUGUUACCUAUAUUAAAAGACAAGGCAUUAAAGAUUAUUUAUACAUUGCUAAAGAGUAAAUCAGAACAAGAGCGGAGAUUACUCUCUGCAUUAGUUAACAAAUUAGGGGAUCCAGAAAAUAAGGGUGCUUCCAAUGCUGAUUAUCACUUGUCAAAAAUCUUGUCUGACCACCCAAAUAUGACGGUUGUAGUGAUUGAUGAGGUGGACUCUUUUCUUUUUCGGCCUCAUUUGGUAUUACGAGCCAAGUACCACGCUGUUAACUUUUUGAGCCAAAUUCGUCUCACUCAUAAAGGAGAAGGACCAAAUGUGGCAAAGCGUUUGAUAGAUGUAUAUUUUGCACUUUUCAAGGUUCUUAUUACAGAGGCAGGGAUUGGUCAUGGAAAGGAUAAAAGUGACAAAAAAUGCCAUGGAAAAGCUUCCAAAUCUGAUAAGCAUGGCAAAGCAAAGGAUUUGUUAGAAUCCCCGGUUGAAUUGGACUCACGUCUACUAUCAGCACUUCUAACAGGAGUCAAUAGAGCAUUUCCAUAUGUCUCAAGCACAGAAGCUGAUGACAUUAUAGAGACCCAAACGCCAAUGCUCUUCCAACUGGUUCAUUCCAACAAUUUUAAUGUGGGAGUUCAAGCGUUAAUGCUUCUUGAUAAGAUCUCAUCUAAGAAUCAAAUUGUUAGUGACAGGUUUUACCGGGCGUUGUACGCAAAGUUACUUCUUCCUGCAGCCAUGAAUUCUUCGAAGGCAAAAAUGUUUAUUGGACUUCUUCUCAGAGCGAUGAAAAGUGAUGUGAAUUUGAAGCGGGUGGCUGCCUUUGCAAAGCGUGUGAUGCAGGUUGCCCUUCAGCAGCCACCUCAAUAUGCGUGCGGAUGCCUUUUCUUGCUCUCAGAAGUAUUAAAGGCAAGGCCGCCGUUGUGGAACUUGGUGCUUCAGAAUGAGUCAACCGAGGAAGAAGAAGUAGAACAUUUUAAGGAUAUCGUAGAAGAAGAGCCUGAUAAGAAACCAACCCCUCCCUCGGAAACUCAAGAGAAGAAAGCUGACAAUGUGAAGAGUACUGAUACUUCCUUUGCUGAUUCUGACAGUAAUUCUUCAGAAGAUGAAAAGGAAGCUCCACUCUCUUCUGAAGAUGAAGAUUCAGACGAAGCAGAAGAGUUUCUGGUAAGAGACGAUGCACUCCCAGAAGACCACAUUGAAACAGUGUCUGUGUCUGGUGGACAGCAAUCUCAAGUACCACCCCCUGAGACUCAGAAAGCUCGGCUACCUGGAGGAUACAAUCCAAGGCACAGGGAACCAUCUUAUUGCAAUGCAGACCAUGUAAGCUGGUGGGAGCUGACAGCACUUGCUUCACAUGUGCACCCAUCAGUUUCUAAAAUGGCGACAACCCUUCUUUUCUCAGGGACUAACAUUGUGUACAAUGGAAAUCCACUUAAUGAUCUCUCACUCACUGCUUUUCUGGACAAGUUCAUGGAAAAGAAACCCAAGUCAAGUACAUGGCAUGGUGGUUCACAGAUUGAACCUGCCAAGAAGCUUGAAAUGAACGACCAUUUGAUUGGGUCAGAUAUUCUAUCGUUGGCUGAAGAUGAUGUUCCACCAGAAGAUCUUGUCUUCCACAAGUUUUACAUGAACAAAAUGAGUUCUUCAAAGAGGCCAAAAAAGAAGAAGAAGAAAAGAGGAGCAGAUGACGAUGAUGCAGAAGCGUUGUUUGAUGUUGAUGGUGGCGGAGGCAAUGACGAAAGUGAUAAUGAAGAGAUUGACAACAUGUUGGACUCUACUGAUCUUUCUGGAGAUUUGAACGUGGGCGAUUAUGACUAUGACGAUCUUGACCAAAUUGCUAAAGAAGAUGAUGAAGACUUGGUUGGUAAUGUCAGCGAUGAGGAUCCAGACAUGCUCUCAGACGUUGCUGAGGGAGAGGAUUUUGAUAUUGACGAUGCUGCUAUGGAGAAUGGAAGUGAUGAUGAUGAAGAUGACGAUGAUAUUAUUGAAAUUGGUGAUGUAGAUGAUAGUGAGAAUGAUGAUGAUGGUUUUGAUCAAAGAAUCAAAACUAAGGGAAAACGAAAGCCUGGCAAAUCUGGAGCAUCACCUUUUGCUAGUUAUGAAGAGUACGAGCAUCUACUGAAUGAGGAUGGUACGUCUCUCGAGGACAAGGGACCUUUAAAAAAGAAGGCAAAGAAGUCUUCCAAGUCGCGAAAGAAGAGAAAAUCAUCAUCAGAGUAAACUCGGAUGACUCAUUUUGCUUGGAAAUCUUAUGAUUUCCCCUCAAUUUUGUACUGUAGCAUUAAAGAUUGUUUAUUUAAGCAUUUGAUAUGUACACUAAUGAAUGAUAUAAGCCUGAAGGUAUACCAAUUUCUAUUUAUUCAUCGUAAAUCCUAAGCCAUGGGUCCAGAUAGAAAGAUACAGCAGCUACUGAAUUUUAAGGUUUAUUAGUCAAAAGUGUACAAUUUGGCCAGUAAUGGAAUAACACACUAUCAAAUUCCAACACAAA